Molecule: messenger RNA, 761 nt
Organism: Sinocyclocheilus grahami
Lineage: Eukaryota; Metazoa; Chordata; Actinopteri; Cypriniformes; Cyprinidae
Product: putative ATP-dependent RNA helicase DHX57
Exons: 6
Cellular component (GO): intracellular anatomical structure
Molecular function (GO): helicase activity; RNA binding
Source: RefSeq, a predicted model, not a curated record
AUGUUUUCUUGUGUCCAGUCCUCCAGCACCAGGCUGAUGUUCUGCACCACCGGCGUCCUUUUGCGCAGGUUAGAGGGCGACUCUGAGCUCAGCGGCAUCACACAUGUGAUCGUGGAUGAGGUCCAUGAACGGACAGAAGAGAGUGACUUCCUGUUGCUGGUUCUGAAGGAUCUGAUUGCAAAAAGAAUGGAUCUGAAAAUAAUUAUGAUGAGUGCAACCCUGAAUGCUGAGCUCUUCUCACAGUACUUCAACAAAUGCCCCAGCAUCCAUAUACCAGGACGCACGUUCCCAGUGGAGCAGUUCUUUCUUGAAGAUGCCAUCGCUAAGACCAGGUAUGUAAUUGAAGAUGGUAGUCCAUAUCGGCGCUCCACAAAGCAAACUCGUCCCUCCGGUCAGGGUGGCAGGGCUGGGAAGGGACGGGCUCCUGUUGAAGACUUUGAUGAUGAUCGUGGCUGGUCCUUUACGUCCUUCACGAAAAAGGAUUCGGUCAAAGACUCCGUCUCUGAUCAGCAACUCAGUCAACAAGAGCUCACUGUCCGAUAUUCCAAUUACUCAAAGUCUGUAGUGAAAACAUUGUCUGCCAUGGAUCUUGAUAAAAUCAACAUGGACCUUGUGGAGAGUCUGUUGGAGUGGAUUGUUGAUGGAGACCACAGCUACCCACCAGGUGCUGUUUUGGUCUUCCUACCAGGACUUGCUGAAAUAAAGCAAUUAUAUGAGCAGCUCCAGUCUAACAGGAUGUUCAAUAAUAGAAGAACAAACAG